Tigriopus californicus is the source of this 1410-nucleotide messenger RNA. RefSeq lists its product as uncharacterized. The record is from RefSeq and is a predicted model, not a curated record. The coding region runs from base 312 to 1361 and encodes 349 amino acids. NCBI's taxonomy places the organism in Eukaryota, Metazoa, Arthropoda, Copepoda, Harpacticoida, Harpacticidae. The transcript is spliced from 5 exons.
ACUUGGAUCGAAAAUCUCCACUAGUAUGCUUGAAUCUAGAAAUUGCAUCUUUUGAGUGUUCGUUGAAAAUCAUGAAAUAUCCAUAACUCGUCACGAACUACGUCAAAGUCUUGCCCGAGAUCCCUGAAUUCUUCCACAGAGACGGGGGAAAGUCAACAUCAAGGUGGGCUUGGAAAUAAUUCUAAAGUUCAUCCCCAAGGUCUCCAAAUAAACGCAAAUGCCACGAGUGCAAGCGAGAAAGUCGUUCCAGAUCUCGGCGUUGCACUCGAAACGAUAUUCCGAUCCAAUCAGUCUUUCACCUCAAACUAAGCAUGUCUGCCAUCCAAGAACAGAAGCCUUUGACCGAUUAUUGGUCCAAAGUGGCCCAAGAGGAUCAGAAUAUCACGAGUAAGUCCACAAGUUUCGAAUCCACGCCGUUUUCCAUUCAAGAUUUGGCAUCGCAAUAUCUCUCCAACGCGGGCAAGUCCAAAGUGGCUAAGAGCUCCUUGCCAGUGACUCAUUCGAAUGUCCAAGGGAAAUCGGGGUUUUGGAGCCAGGUCACGGAUGAGACCCGUUCCAAUGCUGCCAAGAGUCUUUCAGCCCCCAGUCGAAAUGUAGCGAAAAUCGAUGGGAGGAUUGAGUAUUUUGAGAAAACCGACGAUGAAGAGCUAUUGAAAAAACGUCUGGAUCGACAUCUGGACAAACAAGUUGCCUUGGAUAGAAUCUCCGAAAUGUCCAAUUUCUGGAAAGAUGCCACGCAGAAUGCAGAUUGUCCAAAGUCUCAAUCUCAGAUACCCAGCAAUAACCCCGGAUGGUUGGAUAAAUAUAACAGACGAUUAAAUGAGACUCUUUUAAGAGAGAAGAAAGAUUAUUGGCAAAAUCAAGUUCGAGACGAGGAGCUCAUGCGUGCCCAAGAUCUGAUCCGACCUUUGAACAAGUCAGGCAAGGCCAAGGAGAAGAUCUGGCAGAACACAAUCAAGGAGUCCCAACCAAUUAGAAAGAUCAGCUGGAGAUCGCCACAAGAGAGUGGUAAAACCAGUGUGGAAGUCCUUUGUGAAACCAUUCAUCGCGUUGGAGAACAAUAUGAGGAUGGAACCGCCUCAAUUGCUUAUGAGGAGUUGUUGCAAAGGAGCGAUCAGCCCAAUUUAACUGGAACGCUCACUAAAGCCAAAAAGUUUGGAUUGGUCUACUUCGAUGGGGAGCUUUUCAACACUAAGGCACGUGAUGGACCCUUGGACCAGAACUACAUUGUCCUUCAAGUUCCUAUUCAUGAGAUUGGGGAAGCCUUUGCCAAAAUGCGUUCCAGACACGUGGAUUCUGGAGAGGAUGAAGAAAUUGACGGGGAAGACAUGAAGCCGAAGAAAAAGGUCACGUUUCUGUGAGACGUGGACGUUAUAACAUGAAUGUUUAUUAAAUAUUUUUUACAAGCAA